UUCGUUUUUUGUGACCGAAAUCUCAUAAACACUAAAAGUUCUUUUCUUUACUGAAUGAGACAGGGAAAUGAAAUUCUGGAUUUGUUAAAAGGAGUUAUUUGAUCGAUAACAACGAACUGAAAUCAGACUGCACUCCCGCCUUGGACUACCUCACCCCUGAGAGGAACUCAAUAACAGACUGAAAACGUUCUAAAGCGAGCUUGUUAAAGCUAAUGGUUCGCUUCUAGGAAGCCUAUAUUUUAGAUUUCUCCCUCGCGAACAAUGGCUGGAAACGUAUUUCUAUUUAUUCCUAAUAUCAUAGGUUAUGCACGGAUUGUGUUAGCUAUCUUGUCCUUCUAUUUCAUGCCGACGGACUGUUUUAUGGCGGUAUCCAUGUAUCUUCUUAGUGGCUUGCUGGACGCAUUUGAUGGGCAUGCAGCACGAUACUUUAAUCAAAGUACAAAGUUUGGUGCCAUGUUAGAUAUGCUCACAGAUAGAUGUGUUACCACAGCACUUCUUGUAAUGUUGUCAGUGUUUUAUCCAAAGUUCACAUUUGUUUUCCAAAUGUUGAUAUGUUUGGAUAUUGCCAGUCAUUGGAUUCAUGUGCAAAGUUCACUAUUUAAAGGAGGAGCUAGUCACAAGAAAAUAGAUUUGUCAAGCAACUUUUUCCUAAGGAUUUAUUAUCAUUCAAGGGUAGUACUGUUUAUCAUGUGUGCAGGAAAUGAACUGUUUUUCUGCAUGUUGUAUUUGGUUCACUUUACAAAUGGGCCAGUCUUGUCAGUUGCUGGCACCACAUUUGGCCUGUGGAAAGCUCUAGCGUGGUUGACUCUUCCCAUAUGCAUACUGAAGCAAUCCAUCAGCGUGAUUCAGCUUACUGGGGCAUGUAUCAACACAGCAAACUUGGAUGAGAGUGAAAGGGAACGAGUGAACAAAUGACUAGACGUGGAGGUUGGAGAACACCAUAUAAUGCUCCAAAACUAAAAAAAAGUCAUUUCACAGUUAGGAAAAAAUCAAAAGCAUUGUUGUCACAUGGUGUAGAGUUUUUUGCUAAUUUGUCAAGACUUUUUGUGAUCAACACAGAAGGGAAGAUCAAUAAUCUUAUGAUCAUUAUUUGAGGGGGAUAACACCCAAUAAUGACAUCAAUAAUCUCUUCCACCUUAGAUGGCUAUGAAUACAAUCCAAAAUCCUGUUAGAUUGUUAUCUCCCUUCAAUUCAAAUAUUUAUCAAAAAGUGGGAUUGCACACCAGACAUCAAAGUGUAUCAUUAUACACCUAAGCUGUCUUUGCAAUAUUUCCUACUCAUCUUUUGAAACGCUUUUCAGUCCUUUGAGUGAAGAAAAAAUAUUUGAGUGUAACUCCAGUAUGUGAUGCACAAGAAACCUCAUGACAGUCUGAUAGUUAAUAGACAGUACAUAUGUUACCAUUUUAUUAUCUGUUGAAAACCUGUCUGUGUCAAUUAAAUGUGUAUAUUUAGCCGAAAACUAUUCAAUUUUUCAAUUUUAUCUGAUGUAGAACUUAUGAUUUAGGAUAGUUGUAAUCACUGAUGAAGUUAGCUUGUUUUAUAUCGUGCAAAUAAUAAUAAUAAUUAAAAAUAUUAGUUUGUCACGUUUACGGA
Molecule: messenger RNA, 1593 nt
Organism: Stylophora pistillata
Lineage: Eukaryota; Metazoa; Cnidaria; Anthozoa; Scleractinia; Pocilloporidae
Product: CDP-diacylglycerol--inositol 3-phosphatidyltransferase
Biological process (GO): phosphatidylinositol biosynthetic process
Cellular component (GO): membrane; Golgi apparatus
Molecular function (GO): CDP-diacylglycerol-inositol 3-phosphatidyltransferase activity
Source: RefSeq, a predicted model, not a curated record